AUGAAUCCUCUGGAGUUCUCAGGAGGAGCUGACCCUACAGUGGCUGAAAAUUGGAUGCAAGAGAUUGAGAAAAUUCUGACGGUACUCCACUAUACGGAUGAGAAGAGGGUUCUCUAUACUACCUAUAAACUGAUAGGGGAGGCUAAGAGAUGGUGGGUGGCUACGAGGUUAUUAGAAGAGCAGAGGCCCAUACCAGUGGUUAUGACCUGGAGUCGAUUUAGGGAGGUGUUCUUCAAUAGAUAUUUUCCUGCUACCGUCAAAGAGGCUAAGUAUGCAGCGAAAUUUGUUGAGCUGAUAUGUUUUGCCCCCUACAUCAUCCCAGAUGAGGUGAAAAAGGCAAAGAUGUUUGAGAGGGGCUUGAGGCGAGAGAUUUAUAAACAAGUGGCAGUUUUGAAGCUGCAGGACUUCUCUAAACUUGUUGAUAGAGCCAUAGUAGUAGAAAAGAGUGAGCAGAAAGAUAUGGGAGCACCGAGCCAGAGGAAGAAGCCUACGCCUCCAGGUUUCUAG
Messenger RNA from Malania oleifera, 507 nucleotides. RefSeq lists its product as uncharacterized. Bases 1 to 507 code for a protein of 168 amino acids. NCBI's taxonomy places the organism in Eukaryota, Viridiplantae, Streptophyta, Magnoliopsida, Santalales, Ximeniaceae. The transcript is spliced from 2 exons. The record is from RefSeq and is a predicted model, not a curated record.